Messenger RNA from Hyphopichia burtonii NRRL Y-1933, 694 nucleotides. RefSeq lists its product as uncharacterized. Lineage: Eukaryota; Fungi; Ascomycota; Pichiomycetes; Serinales; Debaryomycetaceae. The transcript has a single exon. The coding region runs from base 178 to 624 and encodes 148 amino acids. The record is from RefSeq and is a predicted model, not a curated record.
GCAUUUACUUAAAUGCAGUUGCGCAUAUAGCAUAUAUAUUCUCUUUCUCGGGUAGGACAACUGGUGAUUUGACGGCACCAAAAUAAAUUGUCUCAAUUGAUUCAGCUAGAUAAUAUUCUGUAAGGGUCAAUACUUCGAGGUGUAAUUAUUUACCAUUUGAUACUUGUUGCUGCAUUAAUGUCUUAUCUCAAGUCUUUAUCUUUUGGUGAAUAUUAUUUAGGAUUGUUUGUCCUCGAUAGUUGUCAUAUCAAUACCUCAGAUCAGGUAUGCCUCGACAAUACCCUGGAUCACCCCUCCAUACCAGUAUUCCAAUGGGAUUUCUCCAUCCAAAUGAGCCGUCUCCAGUCUGACCAAUUGGGUAGGCUUCAUUCUCUCCAUUCUGAUCAAUUGGGUAGGCUUCAUUCUCUCCAUUCUGAUCAAUUGGGUAGCCCCCAUCCUGAUCAAUUGGGUAAUCUUGGAGCAGCAAAUGUUGAGAGCCUGGGGAAUUCAAAACCCUGUUCUUUUCUUUUUAACUCCCAGUUACGUAACUGCGUUGAAGCAUCUAAGAUUGCCAGCAUGGGAAGGCGAUUUCGUCGUGCGAGGUUGGUACCAGAAGGUACCAGGGGUCUUUUCCCAUGGACCUAGAACCUUCAAAAUUUCAUUAUUAUAGUUGAUCGUACCAAUGCCAUCAAUAAAGUCUAAAUGUAUAUUGUUU